Camellia sinensis is the source of this 906-nucleotide messenger RNA. The record is from RefSeq and is a predicted model, not a curated record. Lineage: Eukaryota; Viridiplantae; Streptophyta; Magnoliopsida; Ericales; Theaceae.
AUGGCCGUUAUGUCUUUCAAACAUGGUCUGCGCCCGGAAAGUAAGUUGAGACAAUCACUUGCCAAGCGCCCGGCCACAGCAUUGAAAGACUUGCGUGCCAGGAUUGAGCAUUACGCUCGCCUCGAACAUGAUCAGAUCCCCAUCGAGGUAGCAUCAGCAGAACAAACGGCUUGGCACAAGAAGAGAACAGAUCGAGGAGAACACCGAGGGAUCGCAGUGAAUGAAGUGGAUAAGUCCAAAUCCCACGAAGCCGUCGUAACCGUAUUCAAAGAGCCGAUCUAUCAAAUCUUAGAAAAGAUCAAGAGAGAGCCCUUCUUUGUCUGGCCACCAAAAAUAUUGAAAGAUCCGGCUCGGUGCAAUCAGAAGCUCAGAUGCACCUAUCACCAAGACAGGGGGCACAUGAAUCAGAACUGCAGGGCACUAAAACAACACUUGGAGGACUUGGUAGCAGCUAGGCACCUUCGGGAUUACAUUGAUCACGAUAAGGAAGUGACCGAACUGGGGAACCCACCACCAGAACCAAAUAUUGAGCAUCCACCUCGCUUGAUAAUUGACGUGGUUAGGCCCAUAAAGGUUCUCAGGUGGGCUUGGCCAUUCAGAUAUCGGGUGGAGAAGCGUGAACCAGUCCGACCCAUUCCCUCUGGAACUCGUUGUAUCGUAACUGUAUUAUCAAUAAUAAAUGUGAUCCAUGGGACAACGACUCAGGAACUUGAGGAGACAUUGAAAGAAGAGAUUGCUAAGGCUGUGCAAAUCCAACAAGUCAUGUUAGUGGACCCUGCAUCGAAAAAGGUACGCACGGCACCCAAAUCCCCCUUGUGCACUGUUUCAUUUACUAGAAAGGAUUUAGAAGGCAUACAACACCCACAUACUGAUGUACUGAUUAUAACUGUGGGAAUUGUGAAAUGA